UAUUACCAAAAAAUGACUUUAUACAUUAUACAGUUGGACCUCGAUAAGUCGACCUUCCCUAAGUCGAAAACCUUCCAAUCGAAUUAAUUGUUAGCUCCCGGCCAAAUUUCAUAAGACCAAUGUAUUUUAGAUCUCCUUAACUCGAAGAUUUUUUGGCUUCCAACCUUCAUUAGUCAAAUUUUGAGUCAUCACCAACAAGACGCAACUAUGUCUCAAACUGUUCCAAACUAUGUUCCAAAUUGUCUCAAGAAAGUCGCUUUUACCCCAUUUUCCUUUCAUCUUUGUCAGUCUGUUAUUGGGAUGAGCACUGAAUAGUGCGGUACGUGCCGCGGGAAUGGCAAGUGGUAAGCGUAAGCCGAAAAAGUUAAUCGCAGAAAAAGUUACAGUCAGAAGAAAGUGGAUGCAGCAAUGGUCCGGAAGAAAAGAAGAAUCAUCCUUUUCAUCGACAAUUGCACAGCACAUAACCAGAUCCCUAUCAUGAAAGCUAUGAUAAUCAAGUUUUUGCCUCUGAACAUGACAUCCAAGCUUCAACCUCUCGACCAGGGCAUCAUUAACAAUUUCAAGUUCCAAUACCGCAAACUUGUCGUCAGAAAAUUGCCGCGGGAUAUCAAAGACAAACGCCCACUUAGAACUGACUUGCUAGAAACUGUGCAAAUGGCCUGGAAAACUUGGGAUGAAGUUCUGAAGGAAACAAUCAAAAACUUCUUCAGAAAAGCCGGUUUUGGACAGCAAACCGCUGAUGAUUCAGGGGACUUGGAGGAAAUGCAAAUGGAAACAGACGAUGCACUUGCAAGCCCCGAAGAAUGGUCUAUGGUUCUCACAGCUACUGGCGCCGAGAAGGAAGUGUCCUUUCAAGACUUUCUCGAAGUUGACAGUGCGGUAAAUGUUUGUGGAGAACUAACGGACGCUGACAUUGCUGAGGUAGCAAACGAGGAAGAAAAGGAAGAUGAGAGUGGAGAUGAGGAAGAAGAUGACAAGGAUGGUGAUACACAUCCUGCCCCCAGUCGAAAAGAAACGAGGCAGGCUAUUGAGACACUGCACAGAUUCUUGGAAUCUACGCCGAAUCUUGAGGAAAAGGUGUUCCAGUCCAUUAUGAGAUUGAGGAGAUUUUGGAGUGAGAUGCGUCGGCACAUCGACGCCAAACGUAGUUAACAGACUUUUUUCUCUAAAGGUAAGCUGUUUGAUUUUACUGUUCGAUAGUACAGUACUGUACUAUAUGCAUCCGUAUAAAACGAUAAUAUAAUAAAUGGUUAUAAUACAGUAAUUAAGCCAGAAAAACAUUGUCCUUGAUUAACCUGCGCCUAUUAUGCCAUUUUCCCUAACUCGAAAAUUCCGUAAGUCAAAUUUUUUUUCCGGGUCCCUUUGAGUUCGACUUAUCGAGGUCCGACUAUAAGUUUAAAACUUAAAGUAUGGAUUUACAAAUGUUUAC
Molecule: messenger RNA, 1429 nt
Organism: Pomacea canaliculata
Lineage: Eukaryota; Metazoa; Mollusca; Gastropoda; Architaenioglossa; Ampullariidae
Product: tigger transposable element-derived protein 4-like
Exons: 1
Coding region: 409-1152 (247 amino acids)
Cellular component (GO): chromosome, centromeric region
Molecular function (GO): DNA binding; chromatin binding
Source: RefSeq, a predicted model, not a curated record